AAAGCUUUGAAAAAUCUGAAAUUCGUUGAUGCGAACCGAAAAUCAAAUUCGGUUUGUGUAUUUUUCAGAGUCUAAUGUCAAGAGAGCAAAUUCGAUGAAAACUGAAAGCCAAGUGCAAACUUUGGAAACAAAGUUUCCUGUUGUUGAUUCGCGGGGCAAAAUUCUGCUGCCCCCAGCAGAACUACAGGACGGAUCCUCAACACCAGUGUACGCCAACCCUCGGCAGGCUUUGAGGAUUCUCAAACGGAGGGAAACAAAACGAAGACUUGCAUUGUCAGGAAGAGUAAAAGUCUUUCACAGACAGGGAAAGAGGAAAGCUAAAAGUACGACAGAUGACAGGAACACCUCCUUAGAAUAUACAGAGACCCAACAGAUGUCUAUGGAAAAUUAACUUGACUGUUAACUGG
Messenger RNA from Pocillopora verrucosa, 407 nucleotides. NCBI's taxonomy places the organism in Eukaryota, Metazoa, Cnidaria, Anthozoa, Scleractinia, Pocilloporidae. The record is from RefSeq and is a predicted model, not a curated record.